Molecule: messenger RNA, 4570 nt
Organism: Mesocricetus auratus (golden hamster)
Lineage: Eukaryota; Metazoa; Chordata; Mammalia; Rodentia; Cricetidae
Product: cytochrome P450 2U1
Exons: 5
Coding region: 749-2347 (532 amino acids)
Biological process (GO): xenobiotic metabolic process
Cellular component (GO): intracellular membrane-bounded organelle; cytoplasm
Molecular function (GO): iron ion binding; heme binding; oxidoreductase activity, acting on paired donors, with incorporation or reduction of molecular oxygen, reduced flavin or flavoprotein as one donor, and incorporation of one atom of oxygen
Source: RefSeq, a predicted model, not a curated record
AAAGCAAAGCCUAGGAUUUGAUCCCCAACACCACAAAAUAAAGAGCUUGAAAAUUGGUUCAAUCUUGGCCAAGCAUGGUAGCCUGUGCUUUUAAUACCCAAGUGUUGGAGGCAGAGGCAGGUAAAUCUCUGGAUUCGAGGUCAACCUGAUGUACAUAGUGAGUCCUAGGCUAUCAAAAUAGAAAUAAAAAUCGGUCCAACCUUAACAAUUCUAGGACCAACCUAACCAAGAGGAAUCACAGCAGCAGGCCUGUAAAUAACAGGCAGGUAAAAUACUCACAGGCCAUCACCAGAGCAGACUCAAGGACCGUGUUGGUGGAAUUCCGCAAAUCACAUUUUUUAUUAUAAGCUCCGUGUCUCAGGUCUGGCCUAAUGCCAAUGAUAAAGCCAUCAGCCUUUCCAAUCUAUGAGUGUUUCGAUAUAAUCAAGACCCACGCAAAAACCCACAGAAAGCUCCCACUUUCCGGAGGAGCCUGCCGCUGCUAAUGCAAUGCACACACUAGACAAACAAACAAAGCAACAACAAACAAGCAAACAACACGAAUGGUUCAAAACAGCUCCGCUCUGCUCUGUUGCCUCAGGAAGGACGGCUCCACCCCUUUCCCUACGUAGGAGCAGCUGAUUGGAGGACGCGGAGAAGAGCACGCAGUGCAGCCAAUCCGGAGAGCGCACCCUGCCCUGCCCCUCCCCUGACCUUCGGGCCAUGCUGCCUGCGACAGGCAUCGGCGCGUCUGCCGCUGAGCUAGAGCAUGUCGUCGCCCGAGGAUCCGCAUCCCGCGGCUGGGGAGCAGCCGGGAGCUGGGCUGCACUUGCGGGCCGCGGGAGGGGCGCUGCUGCUUUGCGGGCUGGCGGUGCUGCUGGGCUGGGUCUGGCUGCGGCGGCAGCGCGCAUGCGGCAUUCCUCCCGGGCCCGCACCCCGGCCACUCGUGGGUAACAUCGGGCACUUGCUGGUGCCGCGCUUCCUGCGGCGGCAGUUCUGGCUGGGCGCGGGCGGCCAGAAGGACACCGACGCCGUGGCCACGCACGUGCGCCUGGCCAAGCUGGCCGGCGUCUACGGCAACGUCUUCAGCUUAUUCAUCGGCCACCGUCUGGUGGUGGUCCUCAGCGACUUCCGCAGCGUGCGCGAGGCGCUGGUGCAGCAGGCUGAAGUGUUCAGUGACCGUCCGCGGAUGCCGCUCAUCUCCAUCAUGACCAAGGAGAAGGGAAUUGUGUUUGCACACUAUGGUGCAAUCUGGAAGCAGCAGAGGAAGUUCUCCCAUUCCACACUUCGUCAUUUUGGUUUGGGAAAGCUUAGCCUGGAACCCAAGAUUAUCGAGGAGUUCAAGUAUGUAAAAGAGGAAAUGCAGAAACACGGGGACGCCCCCUUCAGCCCCUCCCCCAUCAUCAGCAACGCCAUCUCCAACAUCAUCUGCUCCCUGUGCUUCGGCCAGCGCUUCGAUUACACCAACGGGGAGUUUAAGAAGGUGCUGGGCUUCAUGUCUCGGGGGCUGGAGAUCUGCUUGCACAGCCAGCUCUUUCUCAUUAACAUAUGCUCCUGGCUUUACUACCUCCCCUUCGGGCCGUGCAAGGAACUAAGGCAGAUCGAACGGGACAUAACCCGCUUCCUUAAAAACAUCAUCAAAGAGCACCGGGAGUCUCUGGACGCCAGCAACCCUCAGGACUUCAUAGACAUGUACCUUCUGCACGUGGAGGAGGAGAGGGCGACCAGCAGUGGCACCAGCUUCAGUGAGGACUACCUGUUCUACAUCAUUGGGGACCUCUUCAUUGCUGGCACCGACACCACAACCAACUCUUUGCUUUGGUGCCUGCUGUACAUGUCACUGAACCCUGACGUGCAAAAAAAGGUUCAUGAGGAAAUCGAAAGGGUCAUUGGUUGUGACCGGGUUCCUUCCCUCACGGACAAGGCCCAGAUGCCAUACACAGAAGCCACCAUCAUGGAGGUGCAGCGGUUGUCCAUGGUGGUGCCCCUUGCCAUUCCUCAUAUGACCUCGGAGAAAACAGUCCUCCAAGGAUACACUAUUCCUAAAGGGACAGUGGUCAUUCCCAACUUGUGGUCAGUACACAGAGACCCAGCCAUUUGGGAGAAGCCAGAUGACUUCUGUCCUGAUCGGUUUCUGGAUGACCAGGGACAGCUUUUGAAGAGAGAAACUUUUAUUCCUUUUGGGAUAGGGAAGCGGGUGUGUAUGGGAGAGCAGCUGGCAAAGAUGGAGUUAUUCCUCAUGUUUGUGAGCCUGAUGCAGAGUUUCACCUUCGCUUUACCGGAGGGCUCCGAGAAGCCCAUCAUGACUGGAAGAUUCGGCCUCACGCUAGCCCCGCACCCGUUUCAUGUAACUGUCUCAAAGAGAUGAAGAUGCCACUGAGAAGACAGAAGGGGACAACAGCCAAAUGUAGCCUAGGCAGUCUUCCAUGCUGAUGAGCAUGGGCCCAGCAACUCAGCACAGCCAAGAGAGGUUCCAGACAAGAGACCUGGGGAAAAAGGGUGCCACACCAUGGAUGCCUCCUGCCCACCGGGAAGCAUGGAUGCUGGAUUUAGCCGUGUAGAUUCAUCCGGAACAGACCUUGUCUCUCAUCCUCCAUUGUUCCAUGGUAAAUGGGGGUAAUGAGAUUUCUCAUGGCCUCUCUGCUAUUAGCAAAUGCUGGGCAAUUCAGGAGCAGACCUGUCCUCAGACAUUUCAGUGUUCAACAUAGACACUUGGUCAGAAAGGGUUGCAGACUUAGUUUAUAUUGGAGUAGAAUUUUUUUUCUUUUUCUUUAUUUUUUUUUUAGCAUAGGUUCUAUAUCAGUUUCUUUGGGCUUAUCUUAUGAAUAUCUUUUGUAUUUAGGUCUAGGUUCUUUACUUUCUAUAGAGCUAGGAUGACAUGUCCCCUUUUCCUGUAUGUUGAGGAAAAAGAAGCCUUCUCCUUAGGUCAUUAUCUACCUGUUUGUCUGCUUUCUGUAACCACAUGGUCAUCGAGCCUGGUGCAAGCCCAGGUCCGCUCCACCUAGCUGUGUGCAGGUGCCUUGACUUGGGCCCUGGAUGCUGUCCCGAGAAACCUAAUAAUGGAAUUGGUCAAAAAGGGAUUUCUCAUUCAGAGGGUUCCGACCUCUCUCUUCCUGCUGUGUCACCAGCUGCAGUGUGACUGACUUGAGUAUUCUCCAAGACAAGAAGCCAUUUGUUAAUAAGAGGGCCUCUAGUGGCCCUUCCAGGGACCACACGGAAACGUGGGAAGGUUUGACCGUAAUGGAGGAAAACUGUGGGGCUUGUGCUCCUAGGGCUGAGGAUGCAGUCAGCAGUGGGAGCUCCGUGUGCCCGAGGCUGGCCCUUCCCUCGGUCUCCACAGUCCUGUGGAAGGAACCGUGGUGAUACUGAGAGAGCGGCCCUCUAUGGACGUUUUCUUUAUGUGUGUAUGUAAUCCUCACACUAAGGGGGCUGAGCUUUGCGAUGCUAAGGCCCACAAUUACAAAAUGCCAUCACUAGGUCUGCGAGACACUUGGUCUUGUGACCGGAAAGCACUUUCUGAGCCUUCUCAGUAUUGACCCCACAGGGUCCCGUACCUGUGUCCUCAGUUACCUGUGUCCCUUGGGGCCAGGCUCCACACUGCUGCCUCCUCCUCACCACGCCUUAUUCUUGGUAGAUGCCCAGGCCACUCGGGAGUAAGCUAGGGAAGGCUCUUCAGGGGAGAGUCCAUCUAUGUGUUUAUUGCUGUCACUUUAGGGUAGUUCUAAAACAGAAUAAUUUGCCAGACCUGUUUAAGACAGUGUUUAAAAAUGUACUAGACUUUUUAAUCAUUUAAAGUAACCACUUUAAGCAAAUUUAGAAUGAUGCCUUAACUGCUAAUACAUAAUACAGGAUGAAAGCUUCCAGCAUCUUCCUACAGACUUCUUUCCCAGGUGCCCAGGCAGACUCUCAAAAGCUUACCAAGCUAGAAAUAACAGCUACUGAAUAAAGAUCUAACAUGAGUAAAAAGGAAAUGUGAACUAUUUUAUAAUUGCAUAUUGAUUAAUUUUUGAUGCUAUGUUCUUUAUAUUACCCACCAUACUGUUUUCCUUUUCUUAAAUUAUAAGCACUUUCAGGAAGAGAUGCCGGACAUACAGGCUAAUCUUUAGGUAUCCUGGAGAUGGUUUUAGACCAGCAGACUGACUGUAGAGAGACUGAGUGAGGCUGAAUAUGCUAUGGAUAAAACGGCGUGGGGAUGGGUGUGCUGCUCCGUGAGCAGGGUAGUUUGUCCUGAUCAGAGAGUCAUGUGAUUUUAAAUCUUACUGCUUGACUCACACGUGGAUUUCUGGACCUCUCAACCAAAGACUUCACACCGUGCUUGAAAAAGACUCCGUCUUCUAUGAGCCAACAUCAGAAUCCUGAGUUUGUCCAGCAGUUUAAUACUGUGCCUCAAGAUGUAGCACUCUGAAAACCCUUUUACACAUCUUGCCACAGAUGGACUGUGCUUUUCCCAAACCUACUGAUAUUUUACGAUUGUGCACUUCUUGCUUCAUCUGAAAUGUGAAGAUGACUUUAUUUUUUUUCCGAGUCUAACUAAGUCUAAACCUUAUCUUUACUGAUAUUCUUGGCAUUCUUAUUAAACUUUUAAUUUUAA